AUGCGACUGAGUACACUCACUGGGGUUGCGGGAGGCGAAGUGGACGGCGACGGCGACGGCGACGGCGACCUAGAAGGGGAAGGGGAUGGCGACGGCGAGGCCGAGGGCGACGGCGAGGUCGUGGGCGACGGCGAGGCCGACGGCGAGGCCGGGGAGGAGGUCGACGAGGCCGACGGGGACGCCGACGGGGAGGCCCUUGGCGAGGCCGAGGGGGAGGCCGACGGCGAGGCCCUCGGCGAGGCUGACGGGGAGGCCGAGGGCGAGGCCGACGGGGAGGCCGAGGGCGAGGCCGAUGGGGAGGCCGAGGGCGAGGCAGACGGGGAGGCCGAGGGCGAGGCCAAGGAGGAGGCCGAGGAGGAGGCCGACGGGGAGGCCGAGGGCGAGGCCGAGGGCGAGGCCGAGGGCGAGGCCCUCGGCGAGGCUGAGGGGGAGGCCGACGGGGAGGCCGAGGGCGAGGCCCUCGGCGAGGCUGAGGGGGAGGCCGAGGGGGAGGCCGAGGGGGAGGCCGAGGGCGAGGCCCUCGGCGAGGCUGAGGGGGAGGCCGAGGGGGAGGCCGAGGGCGAGGCCUGCAGGAGCCAGCGUCCAUUCAACAUUCCUGCGCAUGCAUGA
Monoraphidium neglectum is the source of this 609-nucleotide messenger RNA. RefSeq lists its product as hypothetical. NCBI's taxonomy places the organism in Eukaryota, Viridiplantae, Chlorophyta, Chlorophyceae, Sphaeropleales, Selenastraceae. The record is from RefSeq and is a predicted model, not a curated record. The coding region runs from base 1 to 609 and encodes 202 amino acids. The transcript has 2 exons.